AUGGGCGGGCACAGGGACUUCGUGCGCCACAUUUCCGUGUCCAGGAAGGCGCAAGGUCGCCUCGGCGCGUCCGCCUGCGAGGGCGCCCUGUCGCCCGAGGGCAACCGCCACGUCGCCAAGGCGCUCGAACAGGCGCAGCGCAUGCUCACCGGCGCCGAGUCGGACGACGAGACCGACCACGACCAGGCGCGGCACCAGGACUUCACGCAGGGCGGCGCGUACUGGGCGGAGAAGAUGGGCGCCCACGAGCGCAUGAUGCGCCAAGUGUGCUUCUGA
Molecule: messenger RNA, 276 nt
Organism: Pedinophyceae sp. YPF-701
Lineage: Eukaryota; Viridiplantae; Chlorophyta; Pedinophyceae
Source: the annotation of a GenBank genome assembly